Molecule: messenger RNA, 400 nt
Organism: Schistosoma bovis
Lineage: Eukaryota; Metazoa; Platyhelminthes; Trematoda; Strigeidida; Schistosomatidae
Source: the annotation of a GenBank genome assembly
GAUUGAUCAUUGGUUUAGUAAUUGUGAAAUAUCAUUUCAAUGUUGACGAUUUGCAGGAUCUUUGUAUUAUGUUUCAUUAUUGAAUUAAUAUCAUCUCAGACGGGACUUGUUCCAGUAAACCAUGGUCCCAAAGAUGUAUCCAUUCAAACUAAUCCUGAUGAAGAUAUAGAUCCACGUCCUAUCGUAUUAGAAUUAAAACAUGAGGUUACCAAAUUAAAAGAAGCCCUUGAUACUUUAGUCAAUAAAAUAAACGUUAUACCACCUUCAAGUAUAGCAACUAAAUACAUUCAUAAUGGAUUACUGUCUAGUAUAUGUAUUAUACUUAUAGUAUAUUACCAUUUACAGAAAUCCUAAUCAUAUGCUUACUAUUAUUAACCAUUUUGAAAUAAAGAUAUAUUGU